Molecule: messenger RNA, 652 nt
Organism: Mangifera indica (mango)
Lineage: Eukaryota; Viridiplantae; Streptophyta; Magnoliopsida; Sapindales; Anacardiaceae
Product: small ubiquitin-related modifier 1-like
Exons: 3
Coding region: 72-383 (103 amino acids)
Biological process (GO): protein sumoylation
Cellular component (GO): nucleus
Molecular function (GO): ubiquitin-like protein ligase binding; protein tag activity
Source: RefSeq, a predicted model, not a curated record
UCUCAUCGCCACUCAGGCUUUUAUAAAAACUAAGGAACCCUGUAAUUGUUUAAACUACCAAAAAGGGGAAGAUGUCAGGUGUUACCAAUCCACCCCAAGAAGAAGACAAGAAGCCCAACGAUCAAUCUGCCCACAUCAACCUUAAAGUCAAGGGACAGGAUGGGAAUGAGGUUUUCUUUAGGAUCAAAAGAAGCACCCAACUGAAGAAGCUUAUGAAUGCUUAUUGUGAUAGACAAUCUGUGGAGCUUAACUCAAUUGCCUUCUUGUUUGAUGGCCGCCGUCUCAGAGCAGAGCAAACCCCUGAUGAGCUUGAAAUGGAAGAUGGUGAUGAGAUUGAUGCCAUGCUUCACCAAACUGGUGGCACAAAUGCUCCGAAGAUGUAAUGCUUAUUUGCCAAGAGCAAGAUAUCUAUAUUCACUGCCAUGUAUGUUAAGGAGAUGUAAGUUCUUGGAGACUUAGUAAACUUGUUUAUGUUGUUGACUUGGUGUUGCUCUUUAAGUAUUUAGCUUUCUAUUCUAGAGCUCUGACAGUAACUGUUAUUAAACAGAAUCCAGUUGUGAACUUGUGUAAUUUUGUGUUGUGGUGACGUGCUGCUGUUCAAAUUUCGCUUAAAACGCGACUUAUAUAUAUUUUUAUGUCUUUUUGUUUGAAA